AUGUCCACUGUUGCAACGGAGAUCUCUGACGGCUCUGAGCUAAAGAUCAUCCACAGCAGUGUCGCCUGUGCUUCAUCUCGUACAGCACUUCAUGAUAUCGUCGGUUCACUCCCUGCUGAUCCGGUGGUGAACCUUGUCGCUGGUCAUGAUGCUCCAAAGACUUAUUGUCCUAUCCAGGGACUCGUGGAUAGUGGUGCGAACGCCUCCAUUCUGAACAGCUCUACCGUUCACUUUCUUCUUGCUAAUGACAUCAUAAGGCCUGCUGAUGUCAAGGCUCUAUCACCGCCUGUGUCCGUUACCUUCGGUAAUAAUCAGGCUCUCUCGGCUGACUCUGUCGCAAAGGUCCCUUGCUUCCUUGGAUCCGCUGGCACUGUCACCAUCUCAUUUCUGGUCGUUGAUGGGUGUCGUCCACAUUGUCUUAUAGGCCGUAACAUGUUCUCACUUUUGGGCAUUCGGCUGGUCUCUGACAAAGGCGUGGACAUCGUUUGCAACAUGGCCUCCGCCAAAAAUAGUCCGGCGCCCGCCACAUCAACCCCACUCUGUGCCCGCUCUGAAGCCGCUCUAACCCCAUUGGUCGAAGUCAUUCCUGAUGACAUUGAUCCCAAACGGAAGAGGCUGAGAGCUAGGCUCCCUGCUGUCGAGGACGCUCUCAUCUAUCCAUAUAGAGCACCAUCACGGAAGAGGAGUGUGGUCGAUCAGUCCAUCAUCCAUUCGCGCCUGACGAGUAUGGCCGAAGCUGGCAAGGUCAAGCCAUCUUGUCCGGAAGCAUGCACUUGCAUCUUCCAACCUGUACUCGUCGACAAGCUCGAUCACGGUGAUGAUACCGCUCCUGCCCGUGUCUAUCCAUCUGAUGAUCUUCAUCAACGAUAUCGGAUCACUACUGAUAUCAGGCCCCUGAACCACCUCUCACUGCGGACAGACAGCAAUGGUCGCUUCGUCUAUUAUCCGCAAUCUGUGGUACGAGACCUUCCCCCCACUUCUGAUGUCACCUCUAAACAAUAUCAGUCGUCGGCCAUCGAUCAACUCCGUCGCACGGAUAUUCACCACUGCAACUUCUGGUGUCGGUUGGAUCUGGUGGAUGCUUUCGGCUGUGCUCGAAUUCAUCCCACCCUGAUGACAAAAAUAGCGACCACUAGCGUCGACCCUAUCACUGGCAAGGAGCACGUCUGGCAAAUCUGCACCAUACCCCAGGGAUGGUGCUGGUCAAGUAUUCUCUUCCAUACCUGUGUACAUUGGCUUGUACACAACCCCAUCAAAGAAGCUCUCGCAAAAGCUAACUGCCCGUGCUCUGUCCUAUUCGUGCAAGAUGACAUCCUGCUAGGUUGUCCUACCAAAGCUGAUUCUAUGAAGGCUCUUUCUAUCGUCACCAGUGUCCUACAAGACUAUUGCUUUGCUGUUAACCCCCUGAAGACUGUCGGCCCUGCAUCGGUAACUCCCUUUUGCGGUUUGGUCAUCGAGUCAGGUGGACGCUAUCGUCCGCAUCCAUCGCGGAGGGUACUCACUGAGGCAUCUUUUGAUCUCGCAUGGGACGAGUUUAUCAACGGAACCUUCAAGGCCAAGCGUAAGCGAGGAGCUCCUAAAGUUGCCGCAGCUGCCUCAAACCUCAAAAUCUUGUCUCGGGUAUCAUGGCUCAAAUCAUGGUGUGGUACAUUCAACUACUUCCUUGGUCAUCUUGGAAAGCAGCAGCUUGAUGCUCUGCAUGCUCUCACUGACGUGUCCAAGCGACUCCAAGAUCCCGCCAUCACCGACGAGGAGGUGGAAGCUCAGAGUACCCUUGUGCGGGCGGCUUUCAAGUCACUGUUCGACUACUAUCUCAGUGGUAUACCGGCUCUAUAUGCCGCUCGAGACGACCAAGCCAUCGGCACCAUCGUCCUCAGUGAUGCCAGAACGACAGAGAAUGGUCAACAGCACUCUCAACGUAAUGGAGAAGAUGCGUGCUGA
Molecule: messenger RNA, 1941 nt
Organism: Perkinsus marinus ATCC 50983
Lineage: Eukaryota; Perkinsozoa; Perkinsida; Perkinsidae
Exons: 1
Coding region: 1-1941 (646 amino acids)
Biological process (GO): proteolysis
Molecular function (GO): aspartic-type endopeptidase activity
Source: RefSeq, a predicted model, not a curated record